AUCUUGCCAGAAGCCAGGCAGAAUGGACCUCACUCUUCUGUGGGUGCUUCUGCCACUAGUUACUGUGGCUUGGGGCCAGUAUGGCGACUACGGGUACCCCUACCAGCAGUACCACGAUUACAGCGAUGAUGGAUGGGUGAAUCUGAAUCGGCAGGGCUUCAGCUACCAGUGUCCCCAUGGGCAGGUAGUGGUGGCCGUGAGGAGCAUUUUCAGCAAGAAGGAAGGUUCUGACAGACAGUGGAACUAUGCCUGCAUGCCCACGACCCAGAGCCUUGGGGAGCCUUCCGAGUGCUGGUGGGAAGAGAUCAACAGGGCUGGAAUGGAAUGGUACCAGACAUGCUCCAAUAAUGGACUGGUGGCAGGGUUCCAGAGCCGAUACUUUGAGUCAGUGCUGGAUCGGGAGUGGCAAUUUUACUGCUGUCGCUACAGCAAGAGAUGCCCGUAUUCCUGCUGGCUGACUACAGAGUAUCCAGGCCACUAUGGGGAGGAGAUGGACAUGGUUUCCUACAAUUAUGAUUAUUAUAUCCGGGGAGCAACAACCACUUUCUCUGCAGUGGAAAGGGAUCGCCAGUGGAAGUUCAUAAUGUGCCGGAUGACUGACUAUGACUGUGAAUUUGCAAACGUUUAGGUUUGCCACGUAUCAAACCUGGGUGAAGAAAAAGUGAGCAGGGGACCUAAGGGUGUCUAUAUAUAUUAACAUCAGUUGGAAUACCUAUAGCUGUUCUGCUGCUCUCUUUUCCUCUCCCUGAGCUGGUACCUGCAAUGCCAGCUUCCUGGGCCUUUCUGACUAGUAUCUCACUUAUAAUAAAAUCCACAGUUAAACCAUGUUUCUCACUUUCAACACGUUCCAUAGCAACCAUUGUAUAUGACUGACAAUGGCUUCCUUGCACAUCAAAUAUCCAGUGUGAAUGCCCACAGGUGGAGAAAAGCCUGGCUCCAGGGAGCACCUGCCAGCCUCCCUACUGCCUUUACUGCAAAAUGAGCUGCAAGU
Trichechus manatus latirostris (Florida manatee) is the source of this 991-nucleotide messenger RNA. It is a transcript of the gene DPT, whose product is annotated as dermatopontin. The transcript is spliced from 4 exons. Gene Ontology annotation, cellular component: extracellular matrix. NCBI's taxonomy places the organism in Eukaryota, Metazoa, Chordata, Mammalia, Sirenia, Trichechidae. Gene Ontology annotation, biological process: collagen fibril organization. Bases 23 to 628 code for a protein of 201 amino acids. The record is from RefSeq and is a predicted model, not a curated record.